GCAUCUGUCAAGCCCACAUUUAAACUGCUGCCUGCCUGUGCAGCAGCUGAGGAACCGUGGAUUUCAUAUUAUAAACUAAAACCCCAGUAAAACUGCUCAAAAUCCUUCCUGCAGCUGACAGGCAACAACGAAAAAGAAUCAAAUCCUAUUCUAUUCCAAUACAAUCGCAGCACUACAUUCUAGCUCUGGCUGCUUUACAUUGCAGCUCAGUGUUAUUACUAGAAAUAUGGAUACUGAGAAGAGAAUACAGCACUGCAUUGUCCGGCCAGGAAAACAGCAGAUGUAAAAAGCUUCAAUGCAUCAACUGUCGGCAAGAGUCAACAGUGCUCCGAAUAGAGCGGACAACUACAGCUCUUUUGUUUAAAGAACAAGAAAGAAAAUAAAAGAAAGGAAAAAUCUCAGACGACCAGGACCCAUAUGAACAAGAAGGGUAACUCGAAGACAAGCAGACAGAUGGACACUUUGGAUACUGUGAAAAGCAAUCGCAGGAGGCAGACUAUUGGGGGAUGUGCGCAUGUUCGAUAGCAUCUUUUUUGCUGAAGUGAUGGCGUGCCAAAAGUAUUUUCAGUGGGUAUAAUCCUCUCCACAUAAAUGGCCUGACCAAGGAAGAAUGACUGCAUGGGAGACAACCUGGCCGAAUUAAAAUAUGAUUACCAAAGAAUAGUAUUGAUUAAAAAGGAAACAUUUUCAGCCACCAGUAGUAUCUCAUAUCCCAUUUCUGGAUAUUUACAACAUGCUUCAGUGGAGGAGAAGACAUUGCUGCUUUGCAAAGAUGAGCUGGAAUGCCAAGAGGUCUCUGUUCCGUACACAUCUUAUUGGUGUACUUUCUCUAGUGUUUCUUUUUGCUAUGUUUCUGUUUUUCAACCAUCAUGACUGGCUGCCAGGCAGAGCUGGAUUUAAAGAAAACCCUGUGACAUAUACUUUCCGAGGAUUUCGUUCUACAAAAAGUGAGACAAACCACAGCUCUCUCCGGAACAUUUGGAAAGAAACAGUCCCUCAAACUCUGAGGCCUCAAACAGCAACUAACUCCAAUAACACAGACCUAUCGCCACAAGGAGUUACAGGGCUGGAGAAUACACUUAGUGCCAAUGGAAGUAUUUACAAUGAAAAAGGCACUGGACAUCCAAAUUCUUACCAUUUCAAAUACAUUAUCAAUGAACCUGAAAAAUGCCAGGAGAAAAGUCCUUUUUUAAUACUGCUAAUAGCUGCAGAACCUGGACAAACGGAAGCCAGAAGAGCUAUUCGGCAAACAUGGGGCAAUGAAAGUCUAGCACCUGGUAUCCAAAUCACACGAAUUUUUUUGUUGGGCGUAAGUAUUAAGUUAAAUGGCUACCUUCAACGUGCAAUACUGGAAGAAAGCAGGCAAUAUCAUGAUAUAAUUCAACAGGAAUAUUUAGAUACAUACUACAACUUGACAAUUAAAACACUCAUGGGCAUGAACUGGGUAGCAACAUAUUGUCCACAUAUUCCAUAUGUUAUGAAAACUGACAGUGACAUGUUUGUCAACACUGAAUAUUUAAUACAUAAGUUAUUGAAGCCAGAUCUGCCUCCCAGACAUAACUACUUUACUGGUUACCUAAUGAGAGGAUAUGCACCUAAUCGGAACAAAGAUAGCAAAUGGUACAUGCCACCAGACCUCUACCCAAGUGAACGCUACCCUGUCUUUUGUUCUGGGACUGGUUAUGUUUUUUCUGGAGAUCUGGCAGAGAAGAUAUUUAAAGUUUCUUUAAGUAUCCGUCGUUUGCACUUGGAAGAUGUAUAUGUAGGGAUCUGUCUUGCCAAGUUGAGAAUUGAUCCUGUGCCCCCUCCCAAUGAGUUUGUGUUCAAUCACUGGCGAGUUUCUUAUUCAAGCUGUAAAUACAGCCACCUAAUUACCUCUCAUCAGUUCCAGCCUAGUGAACUGAUAAAAUACUGGAACCAUUUACAACAAAAUAAGCACAAUGCUUGUGCCAAUGCAGCAAAAGAAAAGGCAGGCAGGUAUCGCCACCGUAAAUUACACUAGAGAAGACAAUUUUUUUUCAAAUGUGCAAUCUGUAAAAUAUUGCUAAAAGCAUGUAUAGUUAAAACUGAUUACAUCCAUAGGACAAGCUUUAGUUAAAACUCAUCACAUAAAGGAAUUCAAAAAUUAUUUUUUUAAUUUCUGAAGGUAAUUCUUAAAAAUACAACAUUAUAUAACAAAACGUAUCCCAAAAGAAUCUAUUAAAAAAAAAAAACUGUGUAAGGGGAUUCUGUGUAUUAACAUGCAAUAACAAGCAUGCAAACAUCAAUGGUUCAAGGCUUUUGUUAGGGGCCAAUAAGAUGUAUUUUGCAUAUAUUUUCCUCAUAAAUUUUAAUUUAAGAAAUGGAGACAGUCAAAAGACCAUUUUAGAUUCAGUUUUUCAUUUUAACAUAUAAUUAAAUGUAAAUAAAACAUUACUGUCAAUCUUAAGGAAACUUUGUAAUUGUGCAAAGGACAAACUUUCUGACCUGACUAUUCUAGGGUUCUAAAACUAUAUUCCAUGCAAUAAGAUUUAGUUAAAUUACUCUACAAUUUAUAAAGUUCAGAUGUUUCAUCAAUGCAAUUCUCAUCUAAGUAUUCACCUUUUAAAAACUGAGAAUAUUCAGUUUCUUUUAUUAGUACAUAUAUCGAGGGAAAUUAUUUUGACAUGAUGUGAUAAAAUGUGAAAAAUCAAUGUGUCUCAGGCUCAAGUUUUUAUAAGAAAACAAAAAGUAAAUGUUUCAAAAUAGACAGUCUGUUUCCUAGUUGGUGUUAAGGGCCACGCUAGUAUUUCAAUGAGUUAUUCUAUUAGAUCAGUUAUGCACUCUUAAGGAGUACUACCACUUAACUUCAAGGGUAUCGUAAAAAUAUAUCAUGUUCCUCUAACAGAAGCAGAAGUAAUUACUUAAAGGCAAAUAGAGAAUGUACUGUUGAAAAAAGAUACAGGACAAAGAGUGCAGCAGCAGUUUCAUUCAAUACAUUUUUAAGAUGCAUGUCUGCCAAACUGCAACAUAUGGGAAGUUUAUUUCCUGACAGCAGGUGUACACAUGCCAAUACUUAAUCAUUUUAUGGCGUCUACUUCUUUCUCGGAGUGCCAAGUUUACAAACCGGCAGUUUUUAAUUCAGGUAGAUGACAACUAUUCUGUGUCACCAACUUCAAACCUUUUUUGGGAGGGGUGGGGGAAAACUACAAAUGUUUGACAAACACUUGAUUCUAGGAUGACAAUGUAUACAAUGCACUUUUACCAAGUUUUUAAUAAAAAAAAAAAGUAAAAAAAAAACUUUACUGAGUGUUACAGUACAAAUAUUUUCACAGUAAUUUUGUUUGGCUCCAUUACAAAUUUUAAAUAUCAAGAAAUAGUAACCCACUAAGUAUAAAAGUUUUUUUAUUUCAUAAAAGUAUGUAAAACUUAAUCUAAUGAAGAUUUUACUUAUCUUAUUUCUAAUGACAUUUUUAUCCUUGAUUCUAUUCUGAAGAGAUAUUACAUCAAAACAGAACUGUUAUGAUUGUUAUUAACAUUCAGAAUCACAGAAACUGUUUAUGUACUUAUUACUUAAUAUGUUGGAAUUCUAUUUACAUGGAAUUUAUCUCCCAUUUUCUAUUCAGUAAUCGAAGUAUUCUAUUUUACAUCAAGUAAUUUUGAAAGCCAAGCUAUGUAACAUCCCCAACUCUUGGUUAAGUCCAUUUUUCACUUAACUUAUUCAAUAGAAUUAUAAAAAGACUAAAAUUACUAAAUGGGAAACUUACUAAAUAAAGGUCACACGUAAAAGGAUAAUACCAAAUUAGAUAAGUCUGAUGAAAGACAAAUAUAAUCCUUUCUUCAAUGUAAAAUAAUUCUCAUUUAUUUAAUUAUUAUUUAUUUAUUUAUUUGUUCUCUCACUAUUUACCUAAAUUAUGAUUACAGUGCAGGAUCUUUAAAUAUAGAUUUUUUCCUUCUGGAAAAAUUCAAGUUUAAAAAGUUGACUUAUGAAAAACAACACAACUAAAUUCCACCCAGCUUAGACAUCAAUUUCAAAUCAUUUCAAUAUCCCUGAGAAUACUAUCUUGAGAACUGAUAGUAAGCUGCUAACAUUGAGUUCUCAAAGAACACUAGAUCAAAUAAUAAAGUUUCCUACUACUGCUAAAAAUCUUUAUUUUAAAAUAAACAUUCCAUUAAUUUAUUUUUGACACUUCACUCUCAAUGUGCAAGAUUAAUUCUUCAGAAAAUAUGAAUUGUUAUUAUGGUAUCUCAACAUCUCACUCAAGUAUUAACUGUGCCUUAUUAAUGCCCAGUACUAUGCGAUUUUAUAAUUACACAUGAAAAUAUAAUUUUAAAUAUAUGUACUGCAUUUGAUCAAAGAAAAAAUUCAGGAACAACUAUAUAAUCUUUAUGCUCAAAGUGUUAUGUUAGGGGAUAAAAAUAUCAAAACUUUCAAUAGUUACACUAGUUCAUUUUCAUCAAGAUUACAGGUGAUUAAAUUCUAAUUUGAGCAAUUUAAAUUUUUCAUCUCUUUGUAUACAGCAGAAUCAUAUAACUUCAACUGGAAUCUUACUGAUAUCUAUUAACCAAAAGCCCUAUGAAAAUAAUACAAACAACAGCAGCAGGAACUAUUUACUGAUAGAGCAUACACUAUAUGCCUGGUACUAUGUUAAACCACUUUACAUACAUGACCUCAUAGAAUCCUGACAAAUAACACUAAGAGACAGGAAAGGAAGAUUCAUGUAAGAAGUUAAAUAACUAAGAUCACACAGCUAAUAAAAAUGCAGCAGGGUUCCAUCUUUAAGACCAUGUUCUCAACCACUAUGUUAUCUACUAUAUAUUUUACAUAUGACACCUGCUAUAAGGUCUAAAGAGCUAUGGCCUGUCCUCUAUUCUACUAUUCUCUGAUUAUUCUUCAUCUUUUGCCAAGUAAAGCUUCAUAACCAUUUUCUUACACUGGGGGGCUACCUGAUAUUAGGUACAAAUAAAGAGAAGGGAAAAGAGAAGAAAUCUGAUCCCUCCGUUAUUUUUCUUUUCCAUUUCAAUUGCCCACAAUUUUCCUAAAACCUUAGGAAAUCUUAAGCAUUACAGCUUAUCUCUUGCUUCUUUGGGCACUCAUACAUCUGUAAACAACAGGCAUGUUCAGUGAGAAAUUCUAAAAGAUGCCUAUCUGAAGCACAACUGGGUCAUUUCUAAUAGACAAAAGUAGCACUGUAUUUAUUCAGUCUACUGUUAGUCACCUACUGUUUUGGAAUGAGGUGGUAAAAUCCUUUUACCAAGUUGAUUUUAGGUUUGGGGUUUUGCUUCCCCCCCUCCCUCUGGUUUUUACUGUUCAACUAUAAAUUUUGACUAUUAAAUUAACAUAGGUUUAAGAAGACAAAAGAAUAUCGCUACUAUGCAUACAUUUCUAAUAUAUACCUCACACAAGAGUAUCAGUUUAUCACUUAAACAUUACUCCCAGAAGACAAGUAAUGCACACAGACACCAAAAAGUGACCGUUUGAGUUUUAGGAAGAAACCUGUCCUGCAUUUGUCACAAAACACACAAACACACCCUCCUCUAAGUAUGAUGUAGCUCUAAAUCUUACUACUUUCAAGAUACAAUGUGUCAGAAGAGAAAGAAAAUAUUUCUGUAUCUUUAGGAGGAAUUGUUUUCUCUCCCUUUACCAAAGCAAAUGUCGGAGCUAAAGGACAACUGGAGCUGAAUUAAUCGCUUCAGUCUGUUUAUUAAUCUAAUUAUUCCAACUUCUAAAUGGAUUCUACAAAUUCUAAAAUGUAUCUCACUUUCAUCAGUAUCCUAAAUACUGAAAAACAAUAGGUCAAGGGCAUCAUAAAAAAAUAUUAAAUAACAGAAAACCGUUAACAUCAUAUGUAACAGCCUGAACUCAUGCUUUUAGGAGUUUUUAAGUAAAUAAAACACACAAAUUUAUAAGCAGAAUAAAACUACUUAAAGGUGUUUUUCAUAAUUAAAAUGUAUUAACAACAUAUUAGAUAACAGAGAACAUGAGAUUUUGAUAGCAAUGAGAAUAUUUUUUUAGCAAUGAGAAUUUUCAAACAUACUGAAAGUUUGAAACAAGUUAAUAAAAACAUAUUACAACAAAAAAUUAUUUAAAGGCAUUUGAUAAAACCGUUUCCACUUAUGAUUUAAAAAAUAAAUACUAACUUAAAAUUUAUACUAGAAGAAAUUACCAGAAGCCAUAGCCAAAAUCUAAUUAUCAGACAAAAUUAAGAAUAGAAAUAAAAAUGCUCAGUAAGCCCAUAACUAGACAUGUUUUAUGGUUUAACAAUAGUUUUCAAACUAAUUUGCUCAGGUGUCUCAGUAAUAAUUAGUAACACCAGGAGACUGGUGUUCUAGAGUCCUGCCCUCACUUUAAUACAACUACACUCUCAUGUUUAAUACGAAAAGAUUCCAUGUCAAUUCAUUUGAAAAGAGUGGCUAAUGUUUUUUUUUUUUUCAUUGAGAACUACCUCAAUGAUUCUUGAACUGAAAUGUAACUACAGAAAAAAGAAAAAUAUAUAUAUUUGCUCAUUAUACAGCACCCAACAGAUCAACGCAAAGAAUAAAAGGAAUUCAUAUAAGCAGUCAAAACCAAGAUUAAAAUAGUAAAACAAGAGUUUUACACACAAUACAUAUAAACAUAUAUAUAUUAUAUAUAUAUAUAAUACACAAACUAGUAUACAAUACACAUGGUAGUAUAUUCACAAAGGUUAACAAUUUAAAAAUACGGAAUAUCACAAGUAAGGAAUUCUAUGGAGAAAACUAAACUUACUGGGAGGUAUAAAAAUUCUGAUAGUGUAAGAAUAGAUCAUUUUUUUUAAUUAACAAGAAUACCUACUUUUAAAAAUGGCCAUUCUUCCCCAAUUAACAUGUUUUCUUCAGCUGUACUUUCUAAAUAUUCUAGGGAAAAAACUGUUGUAAUAUACAGAGUCAGUGUAAUCCCAAUCAAAUCUUAAAAAAUAUUUUUAAAAGUUUUUAGUGUGUGUGAGUGGUAUUCAUAAUAUAAAGUUAGUAUGGAAAAAAGGUAUCAGUACCUAAGAAAAUAUUGAAAAUGAUCUUAAAGAAUUUACUAUAAAGCAACAAUAAAAAAAUAAAAUAAAGCAACAAUGAUUUUAGUUUAUAUUAGCAUAAUGGUUAGGUAGUUAAAUCAAGAAAGAAAAAAAAAGACCUGAAAGAGGGCCUAACAUUUAUAGUAACCUUACAAGCACAUUAGAAUAUUCCAUUACUAAAUAGAGAAACUGGCUGAUGUCUAGAAUUUAAUGUUUAAGAUUCAAGUCACAUCCUAUACCAUUACAGAAAUAAACUCCAGGUGGAGCAAAAUAAGUACAAUACACACUGUACUAAUACUUAUCAAACCUACUACAUGCCAAAUAUUGUCAAGCAUUUUAAUGAGGGACUAUGGGGACAGCUUUAUUGAUCAAAGAAUAAAAAAGAAAUCAAAUAGAGGGAACAAAAUCAAGGCAGAAAAAGGUAAACGAUAUUCACUCUACAUAAAACCAGCAUUUGCCAUAAACAAAAUUAAGACAAAAGGUAAACUAUAAAUUGAGAAAAUAUGUAUAACAACUGAUAGUAGGGUAAGAGUCCUGAUACAAAAAGAAUUCUUACAAGUAAGAAAAUAGGCUUGAUAUAUAAGGAACUCUUACAAGUAAGAAAAUACCAAUUUAUUUCAAAAGAUUUCUGACCAUAAGCCAGAAGUAAAUCACAAAGAAAUCAUCCAUUAAGGUAAAAUAUAUUCAGCCUCACCAGUAGUCAUAUAAACACACUUAGAAACUAGGUCCCAUCUUUAUUAAAAUGGAAGAUAUUUUUUAAAAUAAUAGUCUAUGCAGGUAAUGAAAAUGAGAAAGUCCGUCACCAAAAGCAGUAUGUAAAUUGGUACAGUUUCUGAAAAGCAACUUAAAAAUUUUUAACAACAAAAGGGUAACAAGACCUUUUGAGCCAUCAGUCCACAAUUAAAAAUCUAUUAUAAGGACAUAAUCGAUCAUGAAAAAAAGUUUUGAAUUUCCAAAAGAGAUUAAACAAACUGCUAGUUAUAUAAUGGAAUAUUACUGUCAUUCAAAAUUAGGAUUGAAAGACUAUUUAAUAGGAAAACACUCAUACUCUAUUAAGCAAAGACAAAAACAAAACAAAACACAAUGUAGUAUGAUUCAUAUUCCGAAACAAUACACAUUCCACCACUACCCCCCAAAAAAACCCCCAGAAAAUGACUGUUAAAAAAUAAAUGUGAUUCCUGGAAAACA
This is a messenger RNA of Canis lupus familiaris (dog), 8171 nucleotides long. It is a transcript of the gene B3GALT2, whose product is annotated as beta-1,3-galactosyltransferase 2. The coding region runs from base 734 to 2002 and encodes 422 amino acids. NCBI's taxonomy places the organism in Eukaryota, Metazoa, Chordata, Mammalia, Carnivora, Canidae. The transcript is spliced from 2 exons. The record is from RefSeq and is a predicted model, not a curated record. Gene Ontology annotation, cellular component: membrane. Gene Ontology annotation, molecular function: N-acetyl-beta-D-glucosaminide beta-(1,3)-galactosyltransferase activity.